AUGUCCUCGCUCGCCGGCCUCCGCACCAGUCUCAGGACGAUCGCCUCGCCGUUACGCCAAGGCGCACGCAGCCAGUCGACUUCGUCCGCGGCGCAGCAGGUGAGUGGCUGUUCGGCGUGCAUACCCCGAUCGCGAUGGACGGGCGGAGGGGACAUUCGCGGCGGAGCAGCGCGGGAGUCGUCGCUCGGAACGUGUAGCACUCGACCGCUACGACCGAUGACGGCGACAGUUUGGUGUAGAAAGGUGGCUGGUGGUUAGAGGUGGACGGUCGUGGCUCGGUCGGACUCGGCACCCUCUGUCGAUGCUCGGGAACUGACCUUGUUUGCUCUCCCACUCUCCGCUCACGACGAACGAACCGCUGCAAUCGCCCGCUGCACUCCCCUCUGCGUCCUCUCCCCCACGCCUGACCUUGUCUCCGCCAUCUCUCGCACAUCGCGCACAACACAACAUCGUUCACCGAAAUACUCUAUUCGACUGCAUGGACUUGCGACCACUCACUGCGGCGCCCAUGCUACCAGACCAUCUUUGGCGCCUCGCCCAAGGCCGCCAAUGCCGCCGCCGCCUCGCUCGCCUUGAUCUCGGUCGGCACCACGGCGUGGUACAUGCACCUCUACGGCAACCCCUUGAUCCAAGAAGUCAAGGCCGAAUCCGCCGCCGAUCACGGUCUCCACCCCGCCUCGUACCCUUGGUCCCACAACGGCCCCUUCAACACCUUGGACCACCGUUCGUGAGUCGGCGCAGCUAGCUCUUGGAUAGAUCUACCUAUGGCCGCGAGCGCUCAUGCACACCAUGCUCCCCAAAUAAUAAUUGCCAACAGCAUCCGACGCGGAUACCAGGUGUACCGCGAGGUGUGCUCAACAUGCCACUCGCUUGACCGAGUCGCCUGGCGCAACCUCGUCGGUGUCUCGCACACCGUCAACGAGGCCAAGGCCAUGGCCGAGGCGAUCGAGUACGAGGACGGACCCGACAGCAACGGCGACAUGUUCCAACGACCAGGCAAGCUCGCCGACUACUUCCCCCCUCCUUACGCCAACGAGGAGGCCGCCCGCUCCGGUAACGCCGGUGCCUUGCCCCCUGAUCUUUCGCUCAUCACCAAGGCCCGACACGGUGGAUCUGUAAGCGCACAAGAGGAUUUGAAAGACGAAAAGAAAGCGACGAAGGACUGACACGUGCAUACACCACGCAGGACUAUGUUCACGCCCUUUUGACCGGUUACGUCGACCCCCCCGCCGGUGUCGAGAUUCGUGAGGGCUUGAACUACAGUACGCCACUCGACUGCGCUGCCCGGAAGGGAACGAGAAGUGCAACUACUGAUCACCGCGGUUCUCACCUGUAGACCCUUACUUCCCCGGUGGUGCCAUUGGUAUGGCCCGUGUCCUGUACGACGGUCUCGUUGAAUACGAGGAUGCAAGUCCCCUUUCGCUCCCACGGUCCGCCGUCAAUGUUCAACGAGCUAACCUCCCCUUGACCGAUGUGAUGAUCCAUAGGGUACCCCCGCCACAACUUCGCAAAUGUCCAAGGACGUUGUCACCUUCUUGUCAUGGGCCUCGGAGCCGGAGCACGACGAGCGAAAGCGAAUGGGUCUGCAGGCAGUUUGUGAGUAUUCCCCUACGCGAACAGAACCGUAAAAGAGUGGGCCCGGGAGAUUAAUGCGUUCUUGUGUUUUCGUCCCCAGCGGUCCUUGCCGCUUUGCUCGCAUUGUCUAUCGUGGUCAAGAAACAAAAGUGGGCUGGUAUCAAGGUCAGUCUCACUCGAGGUUCUCAAUCGGCCUCGCGCACCGAGAUUCGGAAGUGCUCACCAUCUUCGCCCUCUUCCCCACUGAAAAACAGACGCGCAAGAUCACCUACAACCCUCCUUCCGUCAAGCACUAG
Microbotryum saponariae is the source of this 1871-nucleotide messenger RNA. NCBI's taxonomy places the organism in Eukaryota, Fungi, Basidiomycota, Microbotryomycetes, Microbotryales, Microbotryaceae. The record is from the annotation of a GenBank genome assembly.